CUACUAUAACAUAUUGCUAUGCCUAACAUUUCAUUACCCCAUAACAAUGGCAACAAAAGUACUCAUUAAAAUCCUAAGAUUUCUUGGCUUCAUGAUACUCUUCACCCCAUCAAAUGCACAAUCCCCAUACUAUGUGGGUGAUGACUGCCAGAACUCAACAGAACAUGCCCUCACCUCAACAUACCAAACCAACCUUCGGAACACCCUCACAUGGCUCUCCUCAGAUGCUGCCACAAGCAAGGGAUACAACCACACAACCAUAGGAAGUGGCACAGUUGAUGUCGUGUAUGGCCUCUAUGAUUGCAGGGGUGAUGUCACAGGAACUUUCUGCCAGUUUUGUGUCUCCACUGCAGCCUCAGAAAUCCUUCAACGCUGUCCAAACAGAUCCUCAGCAGUUAUAUGGUACAGCUACUGUAUUUUAAGGUACUCAAACCAUGAUUUCAUAGGGAAACUUAACACAACCUCAUCAUGGACAAUUCCGGGGUCCAAGAACGCCACUGAUCCAAAAGAGCUUCAGAAAGCUGAGGAUUUUAUGCAAAGUUUGAGAAGAAAAGCUACUGUGGAUACCAACAAGUUGUAUGCAAUGGGAGGGUUCAAUUUGAGUAAUUCUGAGGAAAGGUUUGGGUUGGUGCAGUGCAGUAGAGACAUUACUAGUGAUGAGUGCAGCCAGUGUUUGGAGGCCAUGAUAGACAAAGUUCCUCAAUGUUGUGGGACAAAGAUAGGAUGGCAAGUUUUGUCUCCAAAUUGUCUUAUAAAGUAUGAUGAUUUUAUCUUCUACCAGAUUAUUAGUCAAACAUCUUCUCCUUUGCCUAAUCCAGCCAAGCAAGGAGGUUCAAGUAAUUCAAAAACCUUGAUAAUCGCCAUAGUGAGUGUGUUGGUGGCACUAACUCUAAUAAGUUUCUGUAUCUACUUCUUGUGGAAGAGGUAUCCAUCAAAAAAAGAUGGACUGCUAUCAGAGACCACUCCUAUAUCUCUUCAUGAUCAUAUUCAAAGAGAGGAUACACUGAAUGCAGAUCUUCCUACAAUCCCCUUAAUUUGGAUUCGUCAGAGCACAAAUAACUUUUCAGAGUUUUGCAAACUAGGAGAAGGUGGAUUUGGUCCUGUUUAUAAGGGUAAUUUAGAAGAUGGAACAGAAAUUGCCGUCAAAAGACUCUCAAAAACAUCUGGUCAAGGUUUAGAGGAGUUCAAGAAUGAAGUAAUCUUCAUAGCUAAACUCCAACAUAGGAACCUUGUGAGACUCUUGGGUUGCUGCAUUGAGGAAAAUGAAAAGCUGCUUGUAUAUGAGUACAUGCCAAAUUCUGGCCUUGACUCUCUCCUGUUCAAUGAGGAAAAGCGAAAGCAACUAGAUUGGAAAUUAAGGCUGAGUAUUAUCCAUGGAAUUGCAAAAGGACUUCUAUACCUUCAUGAAGAUUCUAGACUUAGAGUGAUCCAUAGAGAUCUGAAAGCCAGCAAUGUGCUUCUGGAUCAAGAGAUGAAUCCAAAAAUAUCAGAUUUUGGAUUAGCAAGGACAUUUGAGAAGGGCCAAAGUCAGGAAAACACAAAUAGAGUCAUGGGCACCUAUGGAUAUAUGGCUCCAGAAUAUGCUAUGGAAGGGUUAUAUUCAGCAAAAUCUGAUGUUUUCAGCUUUGGAGUUCUUCUAUUAGAAAUCAUUUGUGGGAAAAGGAAUAGUGGAUUCUAUCUCUCAGAACAUGGUCAAAGUCUUCUUGUAUAUAGUUGGAGACUCUGGUGUGAAGGAAAAAGUUUGGAACUAUUAGAUCCAAUACUGGAAAAGACAUACAAAGCCAGUGAAGUUAUGAAGUGCAUACACAUUGGUUUGUUGUGUGUACAGGAAGAUGCAACAGACAGACCAACCAUGUCCACUGUUGUUGUCAUGCUAGCAAGUGACACAAUGACUCUUCCCAGUCCUAAUCAUCCUGCAUUUUCAGUUGGAAGAAAGAUCAAGGAAGAAGAAUCAACAUCAAAAGCUUCCAAGGAUGCUUCUGUUAAUGAGGUAACAGUAUCAAACGUUUUACCAAGGUAAUUGUAUAACAUGGUAAAAAUUUUGCUUUGAGAAU
Molecule: messenger RNA, 2054 nt
Organism: Abrus precatorius (Indian licorice)
Lineage: Eukaryota; Viridiplantae; Streptophyta; Magnoliopsida; Fabales; Fabaceae
Product: cysteine-rich receptor-like protein kinase 10
Exons: 7
Coding region: 47-2020 (657 amino acids)
Biological process (GO): protein phosphorylation
Molecular function (GO): ATP binding; protein serine/threonine kinase activity
Source: RefSeq, a predicted model, not a curated record